Penicillium vulpinum is the source of this 417-nucleotide messenger RNA. RefSeq lists its product as uncharacterized. The coding region runs from base 1 to 417 and encodes 138 amino acids. The transcript has a single exon. The record is from RefSeq and is a predicted model, not a curated record. Lineage: Eukaryota; Fungi; Ascomycota; Eurotiomycetes; Eurotiales; Aspergillaceae.
AUGGUACGUGUUCAAAACAAUUUCCCUGUCGAAGAUAUUAAAGCUGACGAUUCCAAGCUGAAGGCAUAUAUUGAAAAGAGAGAACAAGAAGAAGAAGAAAAGCCCCCAUUAGAGUCACACUAUGACCACAAGAGUCUUCGCCAUUGGGGACUUGCAACCUCGCUCAACCAGCAAGUUGCAACAGGACAGCCACAACCCACAGCCCACAAAAAACACAAAAAACAACAAUACAAGAAAACGAAACAAGGCAAAAUGGCACCAAGUCCAAGCAUCAUACACACGCCUGAAGACACCGUUGGCAAGACGGUCAUGGAAUCAUUGAAUGGAAGCACAUUACCUCGAAAGACGAACUGGUCCAGUAUGGACUUGACUUCACUACAACUUGUGCAUCUCACGGCAACACAUGUGGCUUGGUGA